Lycium ferocissimum is the source of this 3256-nucleotide messenger RNA. Its product is annotated as receptor like protein kinase S.2. Gene Ontology annotation, biological process: protein phosphorylation. Gene Ontology annotation, molecular function: ATP binding; protein kinase activity. The transcript has a single exon. The record is from RefSeq and is a predicted model, not a curated record. Gene Ontology annotation, cellular component: plasma membrane. NCBI's taxonomy places the organism in Eukaryota, Viridiplantae, Streptophyta, Magnoliopsida, Solanales, Solanaceae. Bases 308 to 3028 code for a protein of 906 amino acids.
CUUUCUGGAUUCCAGAAACUAAAUCUGUCAUUUAAUAUUAGAAAGGACAAAAAUGGUUGUGUUUUUGGGUUUUUGUUGUUGGCCAGUUCAUGUUCAAGGUGCUUACAUUUCAAACCUUGCAACCUAAUUUUGUUUGAAUAAAACCACUCCACAUUCAUUAAAAAGCCAAACAUAUAAACCCCUCUUUUUAGCAUUCAAUUUUCAAGAACCUUCUUUCAUUUCAUUACAUACAACAACAACUACUACUUUCCUAUCUUCCCAAAUAAAUGCUAUUUUUUUUUCUUGUCCUAUUGAUGAAACAAUAACCAUGGAGCUCAAACGCCUUUGUUUUGUUUUGCCUGCUGAUCUUGAUGAAACUGAUACAAUUGAUCAUGAAAAAAAAGUUGUACAACACAAACCAAAGAAAAAAAUUGAGUCUUUUCCCAAAAGGGGUUGUGGGGAGCAAGUUCUUGAUCAUGAAAAACAAGUUGAACAACACAAACCAAACAAAAAAAAUGAGUCUUUUUCCAAAAGGGGUUGUGGGAAUCAAGUUCUUGAUCAUGAAAAACAAGUAAAAAAUGAGUCUUUUUCCAAGAGGGGUCAAGUUCUUGAUCAUGAAAAACAAGUUGAACAACAAAAACCAAAGAGAAAAAAUGAGUCUUCAUCCAAAAGAGGUUGUGGGGGUCAAGUUCUUGGUUUUUUUCAAGAAUCAUUUUCUAAAUUACUUGAUUCCAAAUGGGUAACUUGCUGUCAUCAAGAUUCUGGGAAUAGGCAAUUUUCUGGUGUUUUUCAUGACACAGAAGGUAUGCAGCUAGGUGAAAAAGGUGGUGGUGAUAAUCAUCAUCAUAAUCCAAGGAUUUUCAGCUAUUCUGAGCUGUUUAUAGGGUCUAAUGGAUUUAGUGAGGAUGAAGUUUUAGGAAGUGGUGGAUUUGGCAAGGUUUUUAGAGCUGUUUUACCUAGUGAUGGAACAGUUGUUGCUGUGAAAUGUUUAGCUGAAAAAGGUGAAAAAUUUGAGAAAACAUUUGCAGCUGAGUUAGUGGCGGUUGCUCAUCUCCGCCACCGGAAUCUUGUUAGGCUUAGAGGAUGGUGUGUUCAUGAUGAUCAAUUAUUCCUUGUGUAUGAUUACAUGCCUAAUAGAAGCCUUGAUCGGAUUUUGUUCCGAAAACAGGACAAAACAGAUUCCCCUGUUCUUGAUUGGGAACGUCGAAAAAACAUAGUUAAUGGCUUAGCAGCUGCCUUGUUUUAUCUUCAUGAACAAUUGGAGACUCAAAUUAUUCAUAGAGAUGUUAAGACAAGCAAUGUCAUGCUUGAUUCACAUUUCAACGCCCGGCUUGGCGAUUUUGGCUUAGCUAGGUGGCUUGAACAUGAACUUGAGUACCAAACGAGGACACCUUCCAUGAAGAAUCAGCAAUUUAGAAUGGCUGAGACAACAAGAAUUGGUGGAACUAUAGGGUACUUACCUCCUGAAAGUUUCCAGAAAAGAGGUUUUGCCACUGCAAAAUCCGAUGUGUUUAGCUUUGGGAUUGUUGUCCUGGAGAUUGUUUCAGGAAGGCGUGCUGUUGAUCUUGCAUCUCCUGAUGACCAAAUCAUAUUGCUUGAUUGGAUUCGGAGACUUUCCGAUGAAAAAAUGGCUUUACAAGCUGGAGAUAGUAGACUUGUUGAUGGUUCUUACAAGCUUUCUGAUAUGGAGAGGCUAAUACAUAUUGGCCUUCUUUGUACACUUCAUGAACCUCAAUCAAGGCCUAGUAUGAAAUGGGUUGUGGAAGCACUCUCUGGCCAAAUAUAUGGUAAAUUGCCUGAUCUUCCUUGUUUUAAGUCACACCCUCUUUAUAUCUCUUUGUCAUCUCCAAGUAAUAGUACAACUAGCAACACAAGGUGUACUACCACAACCAGCAUGAGCACGACGCCCGGUUUCAACUCCACAAACUUCCUCACAGCCACAGGAGAUACCAUGUAUCUAAGUGCUGAAAGUGGAAGCAGCCAAAAUGAGUCUGGGAAUGGCAGUAGCAGGCGCCAAUCGAAUAACUUUUUGAUGGUUGAAACUCCAAGGGAGAUCACGUUUAAGGAGAUUAUUGCUGCCACGAACAAUUUUUCGGAUUCAAGAAGAGUUGCUGAGAUUGACUUUGGAACUGCGUACCGUGGCGUUCUUGAUAACAACCAGCAUGUGUUAGUGAAAAGGCUAGGGAUGAAAACUUGUCCUGCUUUAAGAGUGAGGUUCUCGAAUGAACUUCAGAACUUAGGACGAUUACGCCACAGAAACUUGGUGCAACUCCGCGGAUGGUGCACCGAGCAAGGUGAAAUGCUUGUUAUUUAUGAUUACUCCCAAAGUAGGCUUUUAAGCCACCUCCUUUUCCAUCAUAGGAAUAACAAUGCCACCAUCCUGAGAUGGCGUCAUCGGUAUAACAUUGUCAAAUCACUUGCGUCUGCUAUUCGAUAUCUGCAUGAGGAAUGGGAUGAACAGGUCAUACAUAGAUGCAUCACAUCAUCUGCCAUCAUUCUUGAUCCAGAUAUGAACCCGAGGCUUGGUUGCUUUGCUCUUGCUGAAUUCUUGACUCGAAAUGAACAUAGCCAUCAUGUUGUGGUUGAUAAAAACAAAUCAGUUAGAGGAAUUUUCGGUUACAUGUCACCCGAACACAUGGAUUCUGGUGAUGCAACAACAAUGGCUGAUGUGUAUAGCUUUGGUGUAGUUGUGCUUGAGUUAGUUAGUGGUCAGACGGCAGUAGAUUUCCGCCGACCUGAGGCUUUGCUGGUUAAUAGAGUACACGAAUUUGAGGUGCAGAAAAGGCCAUAUGAACAACUGGCAGAUUGGAGGUUGAAUGGAAACUUUGACUCCAGGGAACUGGUGAGGCUAGUCAAAUUAGGAAUGGCUUGCACAAGGUCCGACCCAGAAUCAAGACCGAGCAUGAGGCAGAUAGUGAACAUUCUCGAUGGACAUGAUGGCUGUUUAAUGGAAAAUGGACGAAAGAAGGAGGGACCAGAAGAAUGGAGAACAAGAAAUGCUUCUGCUCUGUCCCUCGUAAGGAGAAUUCAAGCUCUCGGUAUACAAUGAUUCACUCACCUAAGAUGUAAAAUAGUUACAUGUAGAUAGAUAUGAACAAUUAGUCCUCCAUGAAAAGAUGUCAUUAAGCUUUAUAUCUUAUCCCUUUGUUCUUCUAUUUAUUCAUGGUAGUCUAUUACCUGUGACAAGUUUUGAGUUGUAUGAUUAUGUUGCUUCUAGUGUGGACGACUUUGAUUGCAUUGUGGGAAUGGAAGAAUUAGAUAUGCAAAUUUUUAUGAA